Molecule: messenger RNA, 1353 nt
Organism: Hyla sarda
Lineage: Eukaryota; Metazoa; Chordata; Amphibia; Anura; Hylidae
Gene: TNFSF13B
Product: TNF superfamily member 13b
Biological process (GO): immune response
Cellular component (GO): membrane
Molecular function (GO): receptor ligand activity; tumor necrosis factor receptor binding
Source: RefSeq, a predicted model, not a curated record
GUAAUAAAGAAGGAGAGGACAUGCUGCCUUCCUGAAAAGAAUAUAACUUCCUUUUUAAAAAGAAGAAGUUACAGAAGAAUACAAAUAGAAAUACUUUAGCACAUGAUAACACAGAAUACAACGAAACAAUUGUAAAAUGAAAAUAGAUACAGGAAACAGAUCAGACAUAACUCAAAGCAAAAAUGACAAACUAUACAAGUGAAAUCCUUCUGGAUACAUCUCAUUGCUCUGGAGUAAGAUGCAAGUUUGGAAACUCUGUUUUCAAGUUUAGAAUGGAUAACAAAGGGUCAAGUAAGAAAAUCCUGAGAUGUCCUAUACAGAAUUACACAAUGGCUGCAGAAAUGACAUCAACAAAUUAUCUUCCACCCAUCAUUGAACAAAGAAGGAUUUACUACUGUUGCUACCAUUACCCAAAAGGAGUUUUCUUAUCUGCCUGUCUUCCCCUCAUCAUUCUUCUCUUCUCCUGCCUUACAGCUGUAUUUCUUUAUAAUGUCAUCACUUUGAAAACAGAACUGGCAAACUUACAGGCUGAGCUGAAGUCAUACAGAAAACUUGAAAGAAUUCAACAAUCUUCUACUUCUGUGCUGGAGAACAACCAAAGGGGAGCAAGCAGUAAGGCACACCUAACCGGGGGGCAAGAUAAGCAGAAAGAAAAAUCUGCACAUAUACAGAAAGAAGAAAGUUUUCUACAUAGCACCCGAUCACGCAGGCAUGCGUCCGAGGGAAAAGUUUAUCAUUCCUGCCUGCAACUAAUUGCUGACAAAACAAGGAAUACAGAAAACCAAGGUGACAACACCUUAAUACCUUGGAUUCUGAGUUUUAAACAAGGACCUUCUUUUACAUACAGCCAAAAUAAAAUUUUGGUAAAAGAAAGUGGAUUAUUUUUCAUAUAUGGUCAGGUUUGGUAUAAGGAUUGUGUGUUUGCCAUGGGUCAUGUAAUUCAGAGAAAAAAGAUACAUGUAGUAGGUGAUGAUCCAAGCUUGGUUACUCUACUUACAUGUAUACAGAAUAUGCCAGAGGCAAACCCCAACAACUCAUGUUUCACAGCAGGAAUUGCGAAAUUGGAUGAAGGUGAUGAACUUCAGCUGAUAAUACCAAGAAGCAAUGCCAACAUCUCUUUAAGUGGACAUAGCACUUUCUUUGGGGUGAUUAAACUCUUGUGAAUGGAGAAGAAAAAUGCCAGAUCUUUUUUUAUUACUUUUGCAACCAGAAGCACAGGGAAAUAACAGUGUCAAAACAGGAAAUAAAUGUGCAACGACCUUGGAGUAUUUUAAGAAAUCCAGUAAUAGGAUGUUUUAUUAGUGCUAAAAUGAUUGGAACAAUGCUUUCUGUAAGUCAUCGUCACUUCUUGAA